Molecule: messenger RNA, 1625 nt
Organism: Larimichthys crocea (large yellow croaker)
Lineage: Eukaryota; Metazoa; Chordata; Actinopteri; Sciaenidae
Gene: sdf2
Product: stromal cell-derived factor 2
Exons: 3
Coding region: 62-742 (226 amino acids)
Source: RefSeq, a predicted model, not a curated record
ACGUAGCGAAAAAUGAUACAAAUCUCUGUGAGGUGCCGGAGGCUGCUCGAGUUUCUGUAGAAUGGGUCAUUUAAACUGUGCUGUUCUUCCACUCUCCCUAACGAAGCUUUUAUUAUUUUUAUCCUGUCUGUUUGGACUGUCGCUCGGUACCGAACUGAGUAUUGUGACAUGCGGUUCAGUCGUUAAACUGUUAAAUAUAAAACACAAUGUGAGACUACACUCGCACGACGUACGCUACGGCUCCGGUAGCGGGCAGCAGUCCGUAACAGGGGUGACCGCAGUAGAAGACAGCAACAGCUACUGGAGUAUUCGAGGGACAAGUGACACCUUCUGCCAUCGGGGCACGCCGGUCAGGUGCGGGCAGACGAUCCGCCUCACCCAUGUCAACACAGGCCGUAACCUGCACAGCCACUACUUCGCUUCACCACUUUCCUCUAACCAGGAGGUGAGUGCGUUUGGAGAUGAAGGGGAAGGGGAUCACCUGGACGAGUGGACAGUUCAUUGCGGGGAAUCCGUAUGGAUGCGCGAGGAGGCCGUCCGCUUCCGCCACAAGGCCACCGACGCACUGCUGUCUGUGACGGGGGAGCAGUAUGGACGGCCGAUCCAUGGUCAGAGAGAAGUUCACGCCAUGUCAAGCCCCAGCCAGCACAGCCUGUGGAAGGCCAUGGAGGGCAUCUUUAUGAAACCCAGUGAGAACCCAGCAGGCAGCCGCGAUUACAGUCACCCACACACAGAGUUCUGACCUUGACUUUUCUUCUCUGCUUCUGUCAUUUCAUUUUUUUUUCUUCCUGUCCACCACCUUGUUCCUACCUCUGUCCCUAAUUACACCAACAGCUCCACACUUCUCCUUCUUCUCUCUCAUUAACUUUUCCAUCAUCUUGUGAGGAGACUGUGCCAAAGUCUGUCUGUAAGGAUACAAAGACGUCAUCUUAUCAAUCCUUAAUGACCUCUGUCACAUUCAUUGUGUUUUAGGAAACACUACUGUACUUGAAUCCUUAACGAUCCAGCAGCUACACUCAGACAGCUAACAGUAUUUGAAUAGCAUUAUAGUUUGUCUUUACAGGUACAGGAAGUUCUAGAGGUAUGAAAGAAAGAAAUGCUGUAUAAAGACUAAGCAGAAGGCAGUCUGAGUUUUGCUAUCAUCUUUUCAAGUCUUUUGUUAGUUGGUCUAAAAACAAACAUUGUUACACUUGUGCCUUUAUCCUUUUGAAGAAGUAGUAGGUGUUUCCAUUGUGGAGCCUUUUAAACUUUUGUAAACAUCUGCAUUUUAUUGUGUUUUUAUGGCAUUUGUAAGCUAUAUUCUAUUCAAACAACGGAUAAGCAGUGUUACUAUACUAAACCACCCUCCUCUCUUUAAGUACAGUGUUUCAAAGAACCCCACACUCACUGACAUAGACACAGACAAUAAGCAGUUGUCUGUGUAGGUGUUUUUUUAUGUACAUCAUACAACUGGAUGCUGUUUAUUGAUUAUUGUUUAUCAGUUUCUAAGUGCUGGGAGAAACUACAGUGUUUUACAGUCAUGCUCUCUGUGCAUGUGUAUGUGUCAGAGCAACUCUUUGUUCCAGAGGUUAAUUUGAGCUACAAACAUGCAAUGAAUACCUCAUAAUAAAGUGCUUUUUAAUGCA